AAUCUCUGAACCUGAACUAAUUUUCCCACGUAUCCUGAACUCUAAACCCAAUUCUGAGAAAUGUUCCCUUUCUGUUCUUCUUUUUCUUUUCGGGGCUCGGUAGCAGACGAAACUAACUAAUCUCUUUAAUGGCGGCGUUCAAAGGAAUUUCGCGUAUCAUUGGACAACAUACAGGUUUUAACCCUAGUUUUCAAUACCUUCUUCCAUGUCAUCUCAUCUGUUCAAGAGGAAUCUUCUCGAAGGUCAUCGUCAGAGGGUUACGUUAUUCCACAACAGAUGAAGUUUUAUCCGAAACCUUUUCACAAUUUGGCCAAGUGGUUGAAGCUGCAAUGGUAAAGGAUAAGGUCACAGAUAGAUCUAGGGGUUUUGGGUUUGUUACCUUUGAAUCAAUAGAAGAAGGUAUGGACGCCAUCUCAGGAAUGAAUGGAAAGGAACUCAAUGGACGGGUUAUUUCCGUGGACAUUGCAAAACCUGAGAGAACAAGUAUGAGGCAUGAGAUGCCGAUAGCAAGUGGCCCUCCUGGAUCAAGUAUCGACGAUAAACCUAAAAAGUCAACUCCUAAAACCAAAAGUAAGUCAAAGAAAGUAGAAAGUAAAGCAGCUUCAUCCGAGGUGUCAUAGCAGAAUUUCCAGAUGCAGUUGCAGCUCUUGGUUUUUUGGGGAGGCCUGAAAGAGUGGAAGAUUUUUAGUCAGCAAAUGAUCUUUCUUUCCUUUCUUGUGCAAUGAUGGGCAGCAUUGCAAGAAUGAUGUAACUUGUUCCUCAAUAAAUAUCACAAUAAAGGUUACUAUAAGAUGAGCAAGUGUGUUGUUCUCCAUCUUCUCUCUGAGCUCGCAUGUUUUGAUAGUCCAAUAGAUUUGUGUUCUUAAGAAAGAGCAGCAAUGUUAAAACUAUUAUUUCUAAUUCUAUUUUGUAAAUAAUUAAAUAAAAAUAUCACUGAGAUUAUUUAACUGUGAA
This is a messenger RNA of Papaver somniferum (opium poppy), 954 nucleotides long. RefSeq names its product small RNA-binding protein 11, chloroplastic-like. The record is from RefSeq and is a predicted model, not a curated record. NCBI's taxonomy places the organism in Eukaryota, Viridiplantae, Streptophyta, Magnoliopsida, Ranunculales, Papaveraceae. The transcript is spliced from 4 exons. Bases 129 to 620 code for a protein of 163 amino acids. Gene Ontology annotation, molecular function: RNA binding.